CUAACCUGUAGAACCUAGCUCACACAAAGCCACAUCAAAGUUAUAUGAUGUUUAGGUUGCAAAGCGUUACUAAUAAUAAUAUUUACGGUAGGUAACAUCAAAGCGAAUAUCCUCGGCACGUGCAAUAUCUACCAAAAACCCUCGUCAGCACUACAUUCAUACACUGUCAGAAUCUGAUUUAAACUGUUCCCGAGUUGUCAGUUGUGCAUCCAGUGCCAUCCAAUGGAGUCGUUUCGGCGUUGUUGUGCUUUGAUUCGCAACUUUUGGAAAUUUGACCCAAACGGAGCGUUUCUUCGGCUGCCCUAUCUCAUGAUGGCCAUAGGAGUGGUGCACCUAGAAGAGGGUGCCCAACGCUGGAAACGCUGGAUGAUGGCAACCAAUUGUUUGCUGGCAACGUACCAAUACUGCGUCAGCGUGGUGGCAGUGUUGCUAGUUUUGCAGAACGGAAAGGGAGCAUUUGCAUUGAUUUGGUCUGUGGCGGCGGUGGUCAGUUUUACGAUUUGUAAUGUCAAGGCACGCGUUCUGCAACAUUAUUUGGGCGUAAUUCGGGAAGUUGGGCGUUUUGUCGAUGGGAAACCGGGGUACUCUGGGGACGCGGAAUUUGAUUUGGCUGUGAGGCAUGAGGUUUUCAAAACCAUGCGCAAAAUGUUCGCAGCUAUUUAUGGGAAUUGUUUCUGCGUUCAGGUGAUAAUGGCGAUGCCAAUUGAGCAGAUUCAGCGAUUAUUUGGGACUCCGGAAGAAUUUGGAGAGCUCGGGCCAGUGGUGGCUCAGCUGGCAAGUAGUGCUGCGUUACUGUUGAAACCGUUCAUUUGGAUGAGCAGAUUGUUCAGCGGUACGGUUACUUUUACGGGACUUCUGGUGGCACUCAAUGCGGAAAUGAAGAUCGUGAGACAUGGCUUUGAAGGCGUUAUGGAUCGUGUUAGUGCUGCGAUCAAUGAGGAUAUAGGUCAAGGUGGCUCGUUGAAUAAAAGAGCUGAACAAAAAAUGUUCUGGAAAAAUUUGAAUGUGAAUGUAAAACUACUUGUAGAUCAACACAUCGAAAUUCUGAGAAACAUUAUCUUGUUAAAGCCGGCCGCUGAAAACUUUUACUUUAUCAUCCAUUACUACUCGUUGGCAUGCGUUUCGGCAAUCAUCGCAGUCAGUUUGUUUGAAGGAUUUUCCUUUGGAUCGGUAGCUAUCGCCGGAACUGCAUGCGGUUAUUUCGCCCAAUGCUAUUGGUGGUGUUACGUAAUCGAUUCUUAUGAGGACAUGAGCUCCGAUAUUGCUGAUCAGGCAUACGCGUUGGCAAUGGAAAUUCGGCCUUCGGAGAAAUUUCGACAAGAAUACAAAAGGAUGAUGAAAAUCUUAAUGAUCGUGCAAAUCAAUGCUGCGAGGUCCAACCUGUUCACUUGCGGAGGAGUAUUCCCAAUAUCGAUAACAGCUUUUGGUGAUUUGUGCAACUUAACCUACAGUGCUAUCACAUUUGUGUCAAGGGUGUCAUAAACCAAUCACAUUGUGGAACUUACAAUCGAUCAUCUCAUAAUGAUGAAUCAAUUAUUGCAUAAAUACUCACGUAGAUGUAAAUUAAACAAAAAUAAAUGGCACUUUUUUUCCUAUUUCCCUCUCAAAAGAGAGACAAAAAUUGCACAAGCAUUUUUCCCCAUUAGAGACCUAAAAAGCAUACCACCUACGUAAUUGAACAAUCCUGUUCAACUGUUCCCCUCAUAUGAAAAAUGCUUCCCAAAUUGCAUUUCCAGCUUGGCACAGAAUAACAAUAAUGAGACAUAAUGUGCACUACUGUUCACAUGAAUGAAUUCAGUGCUCUGCUGUGUGGUGGCCGGCCGGCCAUUCUGCGUUCACAGUCCGUCAUCAACGUACCAUACGUAACCAGGAGAGACUCUGACCGCACAUUUUACACCAGGUUGGGCGUGAGUUCGUGCAGGUGCUGGAAUCUAACGGACCGGUGCGGUACGUUGUCCUUUCCAGAACCAGUAGUAGUCUCAAGUGACGGGUUUCUGCAAAGCCAUGCAUGUUAUAUCUACUGAAAGCAGGUGGGGCAGUUGCCUAGUUAUAAGUGAUGAUAUUUGCUGCUGCUGCUGCAAAAGUUGGAUGAGAAUAAUUAUGUAGUCUGAUGUACCUACGUGUGCAGUGCACUGCAGUGCGAAUUCAUGAGAAUAUUUUUCCAACUGACUGGUUUUAUGAAUGGAUGAUGCUGUGUGGUAUAGGUUAUAUAUAUGCGCAAGAAAUUAGUUCUAUUACUAUAUUUCUUGUUCCUCAACAUCUUUAACAAAGGGUUGUCUUGAUACCCACCUUUAUAUAAAUGUAGAGAAAAAUCAACGCCUGAUUGAGAAAACCCAGAGUGCUGAAUAUCUUUGUGACUGCCAUACAAUAAACGAAUGCAUAAUGGUCAAUUGGUAAAGAAGGUUCUCAGGUCACAACUUUGCUUAUAGAAAGAUUUCUCCCAAAAUUCUAGCCAGAGAUUUGUUUAGAUGAUCAUUUAGAUAUUCCGACACGAGAUUCUUCAGAGAUUACUUCAGAAAUUCCUUCAACGAUUACUGCAGGUGCAGGAGUUUCUUCGAAGAUUCUUUCAGGACGGUUCAGGGAUGCCUCCACGAGAUCCAUCAGGGAUUCAUCCAGAAAUUCCUUCAGGUAUUUCUAUACAAAGUCCUUCAGAGAUUGAUAAGUAGUUCCUUCAGGGAUUUCGUCUGAAGCUCCUUCGGGAAAUUAUUCAGUAGUUCCUUCUGGGAUUAGUCCAAGAGUUUCUUCAGAGAUUCCUACAGGAGCUCUUUCAGAUAUUGCCAUAGAACUCUAAUCAGAGAUUUCUCCUGGUGUUUCUUCAGGGAUCUCUUUAGGAAUUUCUUCUUGAAUCGCUCUGGUGGUUUUUUCAGGGAUCUUUCCAGAAGUUCCGUUAAAGGUUCUUACAGGAAAACUCAGGGAUGUCUCCAGGAGUUCCAUCGUGGGUUUCUAUAGGAGUGCAUCCUGGGAUUCCUCUUGGAAUGUCAUCAAGGAUCUUUCCUGGAUUUUUUUCUGGGAUUACCACAAGAGUUCCAGGUGGAUUUACGGAUGCAUUAAGAAGUUUCAUAAGGA
Messenger RNA from Aedes albopictus (Asian tiger mosquito), 3066 nucleotides. RefSeq lists its product as uncharacterized. Lineage: Eukaryota; Metazoa; Arthropoda; Insecta; Diptera; Culicidae. Bases 223 to 1482 code for a protein of 419 amino acids. The transcript is spliced from 3 exons. The record is from RefSeq and is a predicted model, not a curated record.